Messenger RNA from Doryrhamphus excisus (bluestripe pipefish), 1054 nucleotides. RefSeq names its product exosome component 6 (gene exosc6). Gene Ontology annotation, biological process: U4 snRNA 3'-end processing; poly(A)-dependent snoRNA 3'-end processing; nuclear mRNA surveillance. Gene Ontology annotation, cellular component: nuclear exosome (RNase complex); nucleolus; cytoplasmic exosome (RNase complex). Lineage: Eukaryota; Metazoa; Chordata; Actinopteri; Syngnathiformes; Syngnathidae. Gene Ontology annotation, molecular function: RNA binding. The record is from RefSeq and is a predicted model, not a curated record.
UAUUUUUACGUUCACGGUUUACUGUACAAAAAUUUAGUGUUUGGCGGAACUAUGUGUCUACAAGGUGCGGUUUCAGGGGGAGAAGUUUUCGUGCCGGACCGAUCCUCACGCUGUUAUUGCUAACUGCUUCCAUCAUGCCCGUCGACACCAAACGAGUACGCGGUCCAGACGUCUCCCAAAGCCCGUCUUUAUUUGCCAGGAAACCGGGUACACUCGUCUCCUCGCUUGGCCCCCGAGCAGACGGCCGACGGCGGGACCAAGUGGACGUCCGGCCCGUGUUCGUCAGGUGCGGGCUAGUGAGUCAAGCUAAGGGCUCAGCGUACAUGGAGGCGGGAGACACUAAGUUGAUGUGCUGCGUUUACGGACCCAGAGAAACAGAACGGAAAGAUGAAACCGAUAUGAAAUGUGGAAGGUUGACGACUGACAUGCGUUUUGCUCCAUUCUCAUGCCCGGAAAGAGGCUCCUGGAUUCAAGGUAGCCAGGACAAAGAUUUCUCCCUGAUGCUGCACGAGAGCCUGCAUCCCGCCAUGUGCCUCCAUAAAUACCCUCGCUCCCAAAUCGAAGUCAACGUCAUGGUCCUCGAAAACAGCGGCUCGGUCCUGGCGCACGCCGUCACCUGCGCUUCCCUCGCUCUGGCAGACGCCGGCAUCGAAAUGUACGAUCUGGUUCUCGGCUGCGCCAUCCGCCAGGACGGCGGCUCCUACGUCGUGGACCCGACUUACGCGGAGGAAAACGGCUGCGGUUCGGUCGCCGGCGAUAAUCAGGGAAAGCUAACGGUGGCGUUCCUCCCCAGUUUGAACCAGAUUUCCGGGCUCCAGUCGGACGGAGAAAUGACUGAGGAGACUCUGUCAGCUGGGGUGCGGACCUGCAUCGAGGGGUGCUAUAAGAUUUAUCCUGUCAUCCGACAAGCUUUGGCCAAGGCCGUGCGGAAGGUCGCGCCCCCACCAUCAGAGAGCUGAUUUUUUUUUUUUUUUUUACACUUUAACUAUUAAUUGUACUUGCAUACAAUCUACUGUUAUGUAUUCCUUAAAUAUAGCAUACAAAUUCACCUGGA